Molecule: messenger RNA, 4309 nt
Organism: Osmia bicornis bicornis
Lineage: Eukaryota; Metazoa; Arthropoda; Insecta; Hymenoptera; Megachilidae
Gene: Grip163
Product: gamma-tubulin complex component 6
Biological process (GO): microtubule nucleation; cytoplasmic microtubule organization; meiotic cell cycle
Cellular component (GO): gamma-tubulin complex; centrosome; equatorial microtubule organizing center
Molecular function (GO): microtubule minus-end binding; gamma-tubulin binding
Source: RefSeq, a predicted model, not a curated record
ACAACAAUGAACGUCAAAGAAGAUGCGACCAGUGUUUAUGGUCUCGUUACUGAAUUAAGCAAACAUAUAUUGCAAACGUAUCGAUCUGUUUGUGGAAAUGUUCAAUUUACUUACGAACACGAUAUUAAAGCGAUUAAACAUCUUCGAACGAAAGCGUUUGAAAUAUUGUUAAAUAAAAGUUGUUACAAGGAUAGCACAGACACAGAUCCAUUAAUAGAGGUACAGAAACAUGCCUUUGUAUUGAAACUAGAAUUGAAGCAUGUACAUGAUGCUAUUGCUUUAGAAAAUCUUCUACAAGAGAUAGAAGAAUUUUCCUACUCUGAAAUACAAGUUAUUUCUGUUUUGCAAUUAUUAGUGCAAUUAAAAAAUUUCAAGACUAAUCCUGAGCCAAUAAUAAAUAUAUUUUACUAUGGCAAAACAAAUCCUGCUGUACCAGAAAUCACAUAUCCUACCAAUAGCGUACCACCAUUUCAAGUAUAUCCCAUGGAAUGUUUUAUAUCAUCAGAUAAAUUUGAAGCAACAUUGGAAACACAAAGAUUCCAAAUCACUCGCACUACACCUUCAAAUACGAUAAACGAACGACCUUUCUUAUAUGGUGCAAUGAAAUGCAGAAACUUACUUGGAAUAGAAAACAUAGAUGUAUGUACCGCAUCGGGUUUUAUGUCCAAUCAUGCAUUUGAUACGGAAUCGUCGCAUACUUUGUUAUCUCCGGAUCAACAGUUUAUACUAAAUUCAGAAUUAAGUUCGUACAUGUUGCAAGACGAUAUGAUGAAUGAAAACAAGAACGAGAUUGUACAAAUUAAUCCAUGGAAAAGAGGAUUCUUAACGAAUUAUUUGUGUCUUCCUUUUAUCCAAGAAAUUACCAUAGAAAAUGAAAGUUUUACGGAUACGUGGAAACCUAUUAAAUACAGCGAUGACGAUGGAUCAGACAGCUCGGAUAUGUGGAAUUUUGUAUGGAAUCAAUUUGAGCUUAACGGUACAGCUAGUUCGGAUUACCAUACAUGGGAAUGUUUGGGGAAGAUUGAGGCUACUAAAGAACCAGUGUUUGCUACCGACACGUCAGCUGCAGCAAUACACCUGACGAAAAUCAAACAAACGAAUAGUUUGCCUUUACUUUCAGAAAAGAUCAUGAAUUCUGUGCUUCUUCCGGAAGAAGUUUCUGGCCAGGAUUUUGUCAGCGAUUUGAAGUUAAUGUUACUCGGUGUAGAAUCAAGUUCCUUUCAAUAUGACCACCUGACGGGAUUUACCCUGAGGAAAAAUAUUAGCGUAUAUGGCAUGCAUUCAGAAUCGUUAGAGAAAAUUUGUCAGGACGCAGUUAAAUGGGGUAACUGCUUUACAUUUCUAUCCGAUCUUGUCACGUCGAAGUUCCAAAAUAGCAAGUUGCAGCAAGAGGGAUUGAUAUUUAAAGCCAUGUGUACGAGCAUCAAAGAAUUACUGCUUUAUUAUCAAGCGGUACUCUUAAGGAUCUUUACGUACCAAGAUGAAUCAGGAAGUGGAUUACUGAAUUUGUUGCAGAAAGUACGUUCUGUGACUACGUUGAUCACUAAAGUUGCUAAGGUUUGCGAACCUUACAGGGAACGUCAGAACACGGUUCGAGAAGGAAAUGGAAUUCUUACUAGAAUAUAUAACGAAGCGAUUAAAAUUACCGAUGGCAAAGUUGCCUUGGUAUUCUAUUCUUUAUUGAAGUCUUGCUGUGAAGUUUACUUUCGGUUUUUGCAGAAAUGGAUAUUCGAAGGAAUAUGCGACGACAUUUACGGAGAAUUUAUGAUUAAAACACGGCCACAGUAUUUGCGUAACCGAGGUCAUAGGUUUUGGACGAAAAGUUUCUCCGUUUUUAGCGAUUCGGUACCAGGAUUCUUAAACGAUCUAGCGGAAUCGAUACUUCAGUGUGGAAAGACAGUAAGACUUUUAAGAACUUGCGAUCCAAAGAAUCCAGUCUGUCAUGUUUGCAUAACCGAACAACCAGAAGUAAACGUUUGCUUAAGCGUAAGCACGCUGCGCGAACAAUUAACGAGAUGCCGAGAAUACGAAAGGAAAGGUAAAUCUGCUCUUGGUCCUCUACUUUCUCUUUCUACGGCUAUUUCCGAUCAAAAGGCGAUGGAGAAAAGUAUGACUGAGAUCAUCGUUCCUACACCCACUGACCCAGCCUUGAGAAUUCAUGGGGAACCAGGAAUUAUAUUAAAAACAUUUGAUAAACCUGAUUUCUCAGUAAAUGUACAAGAAGUACGACUGCAGAAACAGAAAGAAUACGAGCUGUCGAAAAAAUCACAGGUACAGAUUGAACGCGAUCAACAGGGAAAUAUAAUAAAAGAAAAAUCGCAGUACGAUAUUGAACGGGAUGCAGUGACUGCUGCUCAGAAAACUAAUAUUUUGAAUCAUUAUGAGAAUCUAACGAACGAUCUCGAUAAACGUUGCAUGCGUACUCGGUGGCGGGCCAGAAGAAUGACGUUCUACGAUAAAAGAAUCAUCGCGCUAGAUUCGCAGGAUCAGUUGGAAAUAAUUGACGACGGUCGUUCUGUAUUAGAAUCAGAUCCCGUUAUCGUGGCACCGAUCUCCUAUAAAGAUGAGAAUAAGAAUUACGCGAGGACAACUUAUCAAGAAUUCACGUCGAACGUAACGAUCAAACCGUACAGUGAAAUUGAUCGAGAAAACUUGCCGCAAAGCCGAUCCUCAUUUACGAGCCACGUGCGUGAGACGAUAAGCAACGAUAACGAAGAUGUAACAAAUAAGAUUCGUCGCACGGAUCGACCGUCAGAAAUUGAAAGACCUACUUUCUUAAAUGUUCUGAAAAUCGAAGAUGCGAUGACGCAACCGGAAAUCGAUAAGAACGAGUUCAUGACGCCAAAUAAUAACCAGCUCGACAUACAGCGGAUCAAAUUGACCCUCGAGUCGACGAACGAGGCAACGAGAAAGGCUGUCUGUUACGUUGCGGAUACAAAUUUCAGUCGGGAAAAUAAUUCCGAAACACCGAUGUCGUGUACCACCACGGAUAAUUUUGCUUCGUCGGUACAGAGUCCUGUUUCACAGUAUUCCACUCUAUCCUCUAUGGAAGUGUCAAACAUCCUUGCAUCUAAUUCCUUGAAUACGAUGACAAAAUCCUCCGUAACCAUGAAAAGUGAUUCAACGUUUUCAGAUAUGUUUGGAUUAGCUCGCAUGCUGGAAACAACGGGUGCCACGUCCCCAUCGACAACAGCUCCCUUGACCAUUGCCGAUGUUGAGAUAAUAGAUCAUACCUCUCUUCAAAGUUACUUGGAAAAGUCAAUUCGUAUUCCUCUUGACAUACAGAGCCGUCUCGUUAACAAUGCCAUAAUUAAAUACUUUUUGAAGGAAAAUAACUUGCUCUCGCACUUGCACAGUCUACGUAGCUACUUCUUCUUACUGAACGGAGAAUUUGCGAAGAGUUUAACAGACUCCCUUUACUCCCGUUUGUAUCAAAUCUCCGUGCCUAUCGAAUUGUUUAAUUCCGCCACGCUAACUAAUCUUUUGGAACGGGCGCUCAUUCAUUCCUUUAGUAACGUUUACGUCAACUCGGAAUUACUAAGUCUUUCAGCAACGGACACGCCAGCUCAGUUACACAUAUCCGAUCCUACUGCAUUGGAUUGUCUUUCACUUAACUAUAAAAUCAGUUGGCCACUUAACAUUAUACUUGACGAAACAGUGAUGCAACAAUACGGCAGAGUAUUUAAAUUUUUAAUAACCAGCGGUCGUGUCUCGUGGGUGUUGCAAGAAGACUUUAAUGUAAUGAAAAGAGAACGGAAAGCAACGACAUCGGAGCAAUAUCAUAAAUUGCAAUUGUAUAGGCAUUCUAUGACACAGUUUAUGAAUGCUUUGCAUAAUUAUCUAACGUGUAGUAUCUUGCACUCGAGUUGGGCAGAGUUUGAGACGGAUUUGGAGAACUCGUUAACCGUAGAUCAAAUUUAUUUGUCACACGUGAACUACAUAAAACGGAUACUCUCACGAUGCAUGCUCAAUAGUCGCGGUGAGAAGGUACGCGUAUGUUUAAAUAAUAUAUUCAAAGUUAUUUUGAAAUUCCAUAAUAGAUUGAGAUCCCAAAAUUGGGUUGCCAAAUCCUCAGGAUACGUACAUCCUAAUUUUAAACUUGAACAAAUGUACCGAGCGUUUUGCGAGUUGCGGGCAUAUAUGGCGCAUGUUGUAUUUAAGCUAGCCACAAGUGGAUAUCAACCACAUUUAAUGCAUUUUCUAAAUGCUCUUAACAUCAAUCAGAUGUAUGAUCUGACUGUUAAGAAUUAUCGAGGUUCCGCAGCUCUUUCGGAGCUUUAAUAAAUUUUCCUUCGUUUUCAUUUGAAAA